This is a messenger RNA of Stegastes partitus (bicolor damselfish), 2964 nucleotides long. Its product is annotated as leucine-rich repeat-containing protein 14. The record is from RefSeq and is a predicted model, not a curated record. Gene Ontology annotation, cellular component: cytoplasm. The transcript is spliced from 3 exons. The coding region runs from base 245 to 1927 and encodes 560 amino acids. Lineage: Eukaryota; Metazoa; Chordata; Actinopteri; Pomacentridae.
CAUAUAACAUUUCACUCCGAGGAUCUUCCAGUCGUCGCUGCAUAACGUAUUACUGUUAGUAAUCCCAGCAGCUAUCAGAUGAAGUUUUAUGUUCUUUUUUAGGGUUUUACAAGGACGCAUCAAAUUGCUGCCAUAAAGCUAAUCUUAGUGUAGACGCUAGUUCAGCUAAGUAGCUCUCAGAUGUUUCACACGAACCCUGCUGCAACCUUUUAAAAGCUAAAAGCUCGCCCUGCUCUGUGCUGAAAUGAUGCUUACCUUGGUGAGCCUUUGUGCCAAAGAGGUGGUGAGUGACCACAGCUCGUCGCCCGGAUGGCUGAAGUGGGUUCCCAGGGAGCUGUACCGGCCGCUGCUGGAGGCCGCGUUUGCCAGCUGCAGACCGCUGGCGGUGGGUGAACUGGUGCAGCGGUGGCCUGAACGCACACUGCGCGUCGGAGGACGGAGGAAACGAGGCCAAACUGCGCCGAAUCGACUCAGCAUUCAGGCCCUUUUAUUGGCAGUUGUCAGAGGAUUGUCUGAUCAGAGGUGUUCACUGCAAAUAUUAGACCUCUGUGGACUCCAAGGAGAUGAAGGAGGGAUGGGAGACCCGAUGGGAGGCUGGUCCCUAACUGUAGCCCUUUGCACUAUGGUCGUUCAGGCCAGAGCUGGAGCUCAGCGGUCACAGAGGAAGGAAGGGGAGUGGGAGAGAAAACGGUUCUCAGCUCUUGAGAGAGACAGAGAUGUAAAAAGAGAGAGGGGACAAAGGAAGGGGGAACAGGAGCUAAAUGGUGAUGAGACAAGCACCGAUAGAGAGAAGACUGGAUCUUCUGGGCCUGUGGGUGAAGAGGAGCUGAUUAAAGGAGUCAGGAGGAGGAUGGAGACGGAGAAGAAAAGAGAGACGACAGUAACAGGAUCAGGAGGCGGAAAAAUUGAGAGUGAAGAAAAAGAUGCUGCUAGUGAUGUUUUGGUGCAUGUGAGAGCUGAUCUUUUUGUCAAUGCCCGCUCCUGGGAGCGUGUUCGCGCAGCUCUGAGCACGUCAGGACCUCUAAAGCUUCAGUGCAGAUAUCUACGGGUGGAAGAGAUUUCGGUGUCCAGUAUCAGGACCCUGCUAGACCUGCUGCCCCGCAGAGGUCUUCUGGGCAUUGAUGUUCGCUACAGCAGCCUCGGGGUGGCUGGCUUGGCUGAACUGCUUCCUCAGCUUUCCACCUUUCCUGCGCUGAACUCCCUUCGCCUGCACUACUGUAACUUGGACUUUCGUCGAGACCACCUUGGCCAGGAAGAGGCCCUUAGGGACCUUUCACAGGGCCUGGCACACUUGCAAGAGCUGCAACGGCUCAGCCUCACUGCACUGCGCCUGCCUGGUCAGCUACGUGUGCUGCUCAGCUCGCUGCCUCAGCCUCUAGACAUCCUGGAGCUGCCCUAUUUGAGCCUGAGUCCAGCUGACCUCGCCUAUCUGUCCUGCAGCCAUCAUGCCUCUACGCUGCAACAGCUGGACUUGAGUGAAAACCGUCUGGAUGAAAACACUCUGCCGUCUAUCCGCCGCCUCCUCUCCCAGGCUUCCGGCAACCUGCAGCACCUCUCUCUAAGUGGCUGUGGUCUGACUGAUGGCCUGCUGGGGCUUCUGUUGCCCUCACUGGGGGGCUGCUGGGCUCUCAAGAGCUUGGCUUUGGCCCUGAACCCCCUCUCCAUGACUGGCCUCAUGGACCUGGUGAGGAUGGCCGUGAGAAUGCCCUCCCUGCGACAGCUACUCUACCCAAACCCACUGGAGGAUUACCAGCCGGGCCUUCCUGAUCUCCCCUCCAGCGCUCAGCUCUUAGACUGGCCUCUGGAUGAAGCCACAGACAUAAACACGACCAGCAGCCAACUCAACAGGGUGUUGAUGGACAGCGGACGCUCUGAUCUCUUCCUGACCUGUGACCUGCUCAAUUACGAUAAAGAUUUGGUGGACUAGAGCAGAGGUCAGGGGAAGAACACUGGUGCUUUUUAGGUUAGUCACCGACAUACCAGAGCAAUGUACACAAGCCAGACAAUCAUACUGUCACCUGGAAAAUGAUGUGAUAUUUUUUUAAGUGCUUAAACAUUUUGUGCCUUUUCUCUGUGACUAUCUGUCUCAUGAGAAGUAUUUAAUUAAUUUAAGCUUUUUUCAGUUAAAAACAGGCAAAUUAAAGUAGAAAGACCCCAGUCAUUGCAACGCAGACCUCCACCAAGGCCCAAUAAUCUGCUUUAACUAUUGUUUUCAGUCAAACCUGUCUGGAUUAGAUUUUGCAUUGACAGGGGUCACUGGGCUAUCAAAUCAACAAGUUUGUUUUUCUUAAAAAAAAUAAUGUGAUGCAUCCAAAUGUAACACAUAUAAAAAUGUACAAGUUGGUCUGAUGCUGUGCUACAGAUAGACCUCUUGGUGGUUACACACAAAUGAACUUUACAGAAGGAGGUGAGAACUUAUCCUCUGAUAUACGGUGGAGACACUAACAUGCCAUUCAAUCAGAAGAUGCUGCAAUACUUUAAUUCACUUGCUGGCUGUUUAAAUCAUAAGUGUAGCAUUUAAGUUACUGCUGGUAUUCUACCAAAAAAUGAUUAAUCCUUUAUUAAACAGGUGAACACUUACCACUAAGUACUUUCUCCAUACAAUCCGUUUGUUUAAAUACAAUGUCUGAUCUUUUUGCAACAUGUACAAACUACAUGCAAACAAAAAAACUACAAGUGUGAAAGUGUUUUUGUUACAUACAAAAUGAAUGUUACUACAGUUUUUUUUAAUUGUAUCCCCUUUUUUAGUUUUAUUACAUAAUGUACUACAAUGUUUGUGCUGUUAAUAAUUCCCAUAUUUUUCACACUGUAUUUCUUGAAUGUUUGUUUUAAAAUAUCCACAGUUUAUGCUUUCUGUAUUUUUUCACCAGCAUCAGUAAAUAAGUGUACCGAAUCAGCCUUCUGUGUGCCACAAAAAUGCGUUUACGUGCUCAAAGUCACAGAAUAAAUCAGUUACAAACCAAA